CAGCAGCACAACUGUGAGAUAAUUUAUUUUCCUAUCUCAUCAUCAUCAUCGCCACAUGACCACACUCCACUCCACCACCAUGCGACCACCACAUCUGCACCUCCUAACCACCACCCUCCUCCUUUCCUCUCGGCCGUAACUUUUCCGGCAUUCCUCUCCGCCGUCAACCUCCCUGAAUUCCGUGAAGCCCCAGCAUUCCGAAACGGAAACCAAUGCCCCAACCCAACCUCCUCUUCCUCCACCAUCCACAUAGCCAUGACCCUCGACUCCACCUACCUCCGCGGCUCCAUCGCCGCCAUCUUCUCCAUCCUCCACCACUCCACCUGCCCCCAAAACACCGUCUUCCACUUCCUCUCCACACACCGCCCAUCCGCCCAUCUCCGCCGCACCAUCCUCACCACUUUCCCCUACCUCUCCUUCCACCUCCACCACUUCGACACCAACCUCGUCAAAAACAAAAUCUCCUCCUCCCUCCGCCGCGCACUCGACCAACCCCUCAAUUACGCCCGCAUCUACCUCGCCGAUCUCCUCCCCGCCUCCGUCCACCGCAUCAUCUACUUCGACUCCGACCUCAUCCUCGUCGACGACAUCGCCAAUCUCUGGUCCAUCAACCUCAAUUCCCACGUCCUCGGUGCCCCCAAAUACUGCCACGCCAAUUUCACCACCUACUUCACUUCCAAAUUCUGGGCUAGCCCAUUGUUCUCAAACGUGUUCCAAAAUCGAAAUCCAUGUUAUUUCAACACAGGAGUGAUGGUAAUCGAUCUUGUGAAAUGGAGACAAGGUAAGUACACAGAGAAGCUCGAGAAUUGGAUGAGGAUUCAGAAGAGGUAUAGGAUUUAUGAGCUGGGUUCGUUGCCUCCAUUUUUGCUGGUUUUUGAUGGGAAUGUGGAAGGAGUUGAGCAUCGAUGGAACCAACAUGGGCUCGGCGGCGAUAACCGUGAUGGGCUCUGUAGAGAUCUGCAUCCGGGUCCGGUGAGUCUGCUGCAUUGGAGUGGGAAGGGGAAGCCAUGGCUGAGGCUUGACUCCGGAAAGCCGUGUCCGUUGGAUGGAUUGUGGAAACCGUACGAUCUGUUGAAUCACGCGCCGUUGUUUUCUGAUAAUUGAUGCACUGGAUUAAAACCCUGAUCCAGUAAUAUUGCAUGGUUGGAGUGUGUGUGUGUGACAAAAAGACGAAAGAGGACAAACGUGUAAAGGGAAUAAACUGCGGAGGGUAUUAUGGGGAUUCUGUUUUUGUCUGGUGCGAUCAAGACACUGUGUUACCUGUCAGUUAAAGGUGAAUCGAACGGACCUGAUUUGGUGAACAAUGUUGGUGACGUGGAGGAUGAGGAUUGGUGCAUUUCAUUUCAAUAUCUAGUGUUUGUUGAAAAGUAGUGUUUGGGAAUUUGUGAAGAUUCGCCCAUUCCUUUCCUUGCA
Messenger RNA from Camellia sinensis, 1413 nucleotides. Its product is annotated as putative galacturonosyltransferase-like 3. Gene Ontology annotation, cellular component: Golgi apparatus. NCBI's taxonomy places the organism in Eukaryota, Viridiplantae, Streptophyta, Magnoliopsida, Ericales, Theaceae. Gene Ontology annotation, molecular function: glycosyltransferase activity. The record is from RefSeq and is a predicted model, not a curated record.